Molecule: messenger RNA, 777 nt
Organism: Spirometra erinaceieuropaei
Lineage: Eukaryota; Metazoa; Platyhelminthes; Cestoda; Diphyllobothriidea; Diphyllobothriidae
Source: the annotation of a GenBank genome assembly
AUGAGCACCGUGUAUGGAUUCACGAGUCCCGGUCUUCGUGAAGUUACGGGUUACGACACCGGAUUGCGGGACUUUGUCGUGGAGGAUGCGACCGGCUUCAUGGGUCAGAUGGAUGCUCUUGUCGGCGACAUCGAAGUGACCUGCGGAACACUACAAUUUGCCCAACGCGUUGCCCAGUUGCCCAAUGCGAUUGUUUAUGUCUACAAUUUCGUACACAAAACUCAAAAUAACGGCUUUCCUGAUUGGACUGGUGCUAUGCACGGUCAGGAAGUAGAUUACGUGUUUGGUAUGCCGUUUUUGCAGACAUUUAAGAGGAAUUUCCACGACUACACUAAAGAGGAGGCAGGACUGAGUGAAGUCGUCAUGAGGUAUUGGACCAACUUUGCGCGAACUGGGUGAGUUUCCAAGUACGAGGCGAAGACUUGGGGAAAUUUUUUGGGAAGGCAAUCUAACAAAUGCACCUUUGCUACUUUCAGAAACCCGACACAGAAUGAAGAUGGAAGCAGAAUGAGUCCUGACUGGCCGGAGUAUGACGUGGAAUCGGGCAAAUACAUGGAAAUCGGGCUUAAACGGAUGGUCCAGGCUCAUUAUCGUAGGGAAAAGUGCAAUUUUUGGAAUCUCGUUUUCCCCUCCCUAACCCGGGGUCACUUGAUUAAAACGGGCAAGGGCAUCCCACCGGAAAUAUGCCCGAAUAUGCAACCAUACUUAUAUGAACGUCGGUCCCUCCUUGAUUUUGUAGAGGUGGAUCCUCCCAUAGUUUCAUUUGGAGAGGAGUGA